GGAUCUUCUGGGUCAGCUGUGAAGCAGGAACAUACAUCAGGACUCUGUGCGUCCACCUGGGGCUGAUGCUCGGGGUCGGAGGUCAGAUGCAGGAGCUGAGGAGGGUCCGCUCCGGCGUGCUGGGAGAGAAGGACCACAUGGUGACGAUGCAUGACGUGCUGGACGCUCAGUGGCAGUUUGAUCACAACAAAGACGAGUCGUAUCUGCGGAGAGUCGUCUUCCCGCUGGAGAAGCUGCUGGUGUCCCACCGCCGGCUGGUGAUGAAGGACAGCGCUGUGAACGCCAUCUGUUACGGGGCCAAGAUCAUGCUGCCAGGUGUCCUCAGGUACGAAGACGGCAUCGAGAUGAACCAGGACAUCGUUGUCAUAACAACCAAGGGCGAGGCCAUCUGCACAGCGGUCGCCCUGAUGACCACCGCAGUGAUCUCCACGUGUGACCACGGCGUGGUGGCAAAGAUAAAGAGGGUCAUCAUGGAGAGAGACACGUAUCCUCGGAAGUGGGGUCUCGGACCGAAGGCGAGUCAGAAGAAGAUGAUGAUUCAGAAAGGACUCCUUGACAAACACGGGAAACCAAACGGCAGCACGCCGAACGACUGGAAGAACCAAUACGUUGACUACAGCGUCUCCACGGUAACCGAAGACUCCUGUGACACUUCAGCAAAGAGGAAGAGGGAGGUGACAGACAGCGACGGAGAGGUGGCGGCAGCCACACCCAGCACGCCAUCUGCAGAGGAUGUGAAGAAAGAGAAGAAGAAGAAGAAAAAAGAGAAGAGGAUGAAGCUGGAGGAGGUGGAGCCUGAAGAAACAGAGGCGGGGCCUGAUGGGAUGGGGGUGGAGCCUGAGACAGAGGUUGUUGAAAGUGCCAAAAAGAAGAAGAAGAAAAAGAAACAGAAAGAUGGCGAGGCGUCAGAGUGACAACGGUUUAUCAGCAGGUGAAGAGAAAUGGAGACUCCGCCCAAUGUCUCACCUGUGUGAAUGCAAAGCAUUCUGGGAGUUUAACAAUAAUGGACUGCGUGAAUGCAGAGGAAGAGACGUUUUUGGUUUUUUUACAUAAAUUUUAUUGUUUUUUCUGCUGUAAAUACCUGAACAGGAAGUCAGUUUGUAACUUCCAAAUAAAAGUCUUUUCUGUA
Plectropomus leopardus (leopard coralgrouper) is the source of this 1129-nucleotide messenger RNA. NCBI's taxonomy places the organism in Eukaryota, Metazoa, Chordata, Actinopteri, Perciformes, Serranidae. The record is from RefSeq and is a predicted model, not a curated record.